Messenger RNA from Daphnia pulicaria, 2458 nucleotides. Its product is annotated as beta-1,4-mannosyltransferase egh-like. Gene Ontology annotation, molecular function: beta-1,4-mannosyltransferase activity. Gene Ontology annotation, cellular component: cytoplasm. The coding region runs from base 648 to 2030 and encodes 460 amino acids. NCBI's taxonomy places the organism in Eukaryota, Metazoa, Arthropoda, Branchiopoda, Diplostraca, Daphniidae. The record is from RefSeq and is a predicted model, not a curated record. The transcript is spliced from 8 exons.
AAAGAGAAGCGAAACUAUUUAAACUGCUUCAAAAAUCCGAGCGGCAGGUUGGAGACAUUGCUACGAUUGUCUAACUACGCACCCCCUGUUGACGAUAAUACAUAUUUCCCUCAUAUGAUUAGCUAAAGAAACGAUGAUUACCAAGGACGUCCUUCCUUUUUUGUUGUGUAACUAUUUACCGUUCGUGUGUAAAAGCGUGUAGCACUGUAGCUCUUGAAAAAAAAAAAACGUUUACGUAGAGCAUAAUAGGAAUUUAGUGCAAGCGUGCAACUGUGUUAAACGUCGUCUGCUGUCUGCGCUCAUGUUCAUUUUCAACCGUUUUUGUUGAUAAACUUUGCUAUUGUUUUUAUUUUUACUUUGAAUUAGUCUUAGAAGGAGUAAGAAAUUUAAUUAAACAAGAUUAUUUUCUUGUUUCGCGGUAUUAACUUAAUUUCGUGGUAAUUAUUUAACUAUCAUUCAACAGUUCCAUGGUUUUCACUUUUCAGUGUUGGAUGAGAUAAGAUUUUGGAAGGUAUUGAAUCCUCCAGUGUCUGAAGAUUGCUGAAGAUGGUCUAAUAUGACGGGCAUUGCUUUAUAAAUCCAUGAAAAGACCUUUUAUUUCUGAAACUGUUAUUUCAGUGGUGCUAACACGUUAGCUCAGCUGUAACAUGGCUUUACUUCAUUUAGGAAAUAUAUUACUGCUAUUUGGUAUUACUGCCAUUUUCAUCCAUUAUGGAUCAAAUUUUGGAUCUCAUUCUGAUAAUGGUUCUCCACAAUCAUUUAAGAGCUCAUGGGAAGUAUAUGGCUGGUUCUCAUUAGUUCUCUACUUAUGCCAGUAUUUGGCACUUCUGGCCUUACCUCAAGCUGUUUUCAAUUUUCUGGGAUUCAUUUUAUUCAAUCCAUUUCCAGCUGAUCCCCAAAUUAAGAAAUCUAUUAAAUUGCCUGACUCAGUUCCUUUUAUAUGUUUCCGUGUUGUGACUAGAGGAGAUUACUCUGAUCUAGUACAAAACAAUGUACAAAAAAACAUUGACACCUGUUUGAAUGUGGGACUUCAGAAUUUUAUUGUUGAAGUAGUAGCUGAUAGAUCAAUAUCACUAAAUUCUUCACAGCAUGCUUGUGAAGUGGUUGUACCUGUUGAUUACCAGACUAAAUCUGGAGCGAUGUUUAAAGCUAGAGCACUACAAUACUGUCUGGAGAAAGGGGUAAAUCGACUGAACGAUGAUGACUGGGUAGUUCAUCUUGAUGAAGAGACUGUUUUGACUGCCAGUAGUGUAAAGGGUAUUAUCAAUUUUGUUUGUAAUGGCAAGCACAAGUUUGGCCAAGGGUUGAUUACCUAUGCGCAUGGAAAGAUAGUUAAUCAGUUCACUACAUUGUGCGAUACACUUCGAGUUGCUGAGGACAUGGGAAAGAUUCAAUUCCAACUCCGGGUUUUACGAAUGCCGAUUCUAGGCUGGAAAGGAUCGUUUGUCGUUUCUCAUUUGGGGUCAGAACGUAAGGUGUCCUUCGACAAUGGCCUUGACAGUUCUGUAGCUGAAGACACGUAUUUUGGCAUCCGCGCUGCUAGCCUGGGCUAUUCUUUUGAUUUUAUUCAAGGUGACAUGCACGAACAAUCUCCGUUCACUUUGAUGGAUUUUUUACAACAGAGAAAGCGCUGGCUUCAGGGGCUUUUACUAGUCGCUCACUCAUCCUACAUUCCUUUUAGAUAUCGAUUUUUAUUGGGGGUAAGUGUUUAUUCCUGGAUUACCAUGCCUUUGACGACCGCCAAUCUUUUUUUGAAACCGGUAUGCCCCAUUGCCGUUCCACACAUCGUCGAUAUUUCCGUGUCUUUUAUCGGUGGAGUAUGGAUGUUCCUGUACAUUUAUGGUACGUGUCGAUCCUUCAGUAUUGCUCGCCUCGGUAUCUUCAAAUUCCUUUUGCUCCUAAUGGCUGGAGUGUUUGUUACACCUUUUAAAGUUGUAGUGGAAAAUAUUGCAGUUAUAUGGGGUUUGUUGACACCCAAGCACAAGUUUUUUGUGGUGAAAAAAGACCUUAAUGCAAUUUGUGUGAUAUGAACGCCCAUAGCUCAUGCUUUCAUUUGCACAGCAUUAUGAGUCUCCGAGCCUGAUCUCUUUUGAUAACGUUCCAUAAGAAGCCUAUGAAGAAGUUAUGUUCCUAUGUGCCAAGGGUUUGUAGUAUAACGACUGGUUCUGGAUAUGUUGCUCGCACAUAAAACACACAAUGCCGUUUUGUCUUCUCUAGUGUCUAUUGAAAGUAGGAAAUUGAAGUUGUCAUGGUUUUUAAAAAUAUUUGAUCGUUUAUUCUUCAAGAGCCUUAAUCGUGUACGCGAUGACCGUUAUUUUUAAAUUCAAAUUAUUGUUUUGAAUAUGUUGUUCAUUUGUUGAAUGCAAUUUUUGUGGGCCUGUACAUAAAAAUUUUAAACAGAAGACAACAAGACUCUGGUCUGCACUUUCAGUAUAUGCUUACUUCAAAUAGAUUUCCA